AUGGCCAAUAGCCUUUGUAGCGACGAUGCCUAUCAAACCCGGACAGGCGACCCAUGGGACGAAAAUUCACAAUAUGCCCCCACCCCUGGUUACUUUGGUCGUUCGCCUACCGUAUUUUCUUCUAGUCCUGCCCCGGGUUGUCCCACAGAUCAGGUGCAGUCGGAUCAGCUCGACUUUCUCCCAUUAGUCGAAUGGGAUGAAGAUGCCGAAUAUGACGAGCACCCUCCAAGAUAUAUGUGCUACACGAUUGCAUGGAAGCUUAUGUUCAACCAUGAAGAAGAAAAGUGGCCAGCGAGUUCGCUCUGA
Molecule: messenger RNA, 306 nt
Organism: Penicillium samsonianum
Lineage: Eukaryota; Fungi; Ascomycota; Eurotiomycetes; Eurotiales; Aspergillaceae
Exons: 2
Coding region: 1-306 (101 amino acids)
Source: RefSeq, a predicted model, not a curated record